This is a messenger RNA of Mytilinidion resinicola, 1707 nucleotides long. RefSeq lists its product as uncharacterized. Bases 1 to 1707 code for a protein of 568 amino acids. The record is from RefSeq and is a predicted model, not a curated record. Lineage: Eukaryota; Fungi; Ascomycota; Dothideomycetes; Mytilinidiales; Mytilinidiaceae. The transcript has a single exon.
AUGGCUCCUUGCUUCCAAUACUUGAAGGUGCUUCUCAAUAGCCAGGACAAUGGCGCACUGCCAACUUCAUUUGCCAAUGCCAUCAAGUCCCUUCCCACUGGCAGCGACCUUUACACUGCCGCGACUUGCGAACUACCUCAGGAGGUUCAACAACAGCUGAAUUCAAUCCUCGCGGGCUAUGUCAAUGUUUUGCCCGACCGAAUCAAGAACGAGCUUCAAUCCUGCUGCCGUUGCCAGAAGCCUACCGGUGUUCUGAACUUCUUAAUGGAACAUAAACCAUCCAAUACAGCCUGCAUGACUGCAGGCGCACUGGCCAUCACCAUGUUCGGAUACGCCAUGGUGCGGUACGUCGUGGCACACAUUGAGAAGGUCCAAAAGGAAGAGCGGGCGGUCUUCGCCCAGGAGCAAGCUGGAUACAAGGCUAAGCUUACGGAGAAGCAGAUUGAGUACGAGCGAAAGCUCACGGAGCUCGAGCGCCGCUUUUCUGCAUCCGUUGAACCAAAGGUCGAAGAGGUUCAAGACGAGCUCGUCACUCAGAUCGGGGAGCUCAACGCCGAAAAAAAUUCCGCUAAAGGCAAGAUUGACCAGCUUGAGGCGGAUAGAGAGACGAUGAAGGGGCAGAUUCUGGAAUUACUGAAGGCCAAGAUCGACCAAGCUGAAGAUGCGAAGUCGGAGAGAAACCUUCUCGAAAGAGUUGUAACGAUCGUGGAGGCCAUGGCGGAGAGACAGCAGGGGUUGGUGCGUACGGAUGAGCUCGUAGCCUUCAUCACGAGUGUGAUGACUAAGAUUGCAGAGGAGAUCGAGGAUGAGGGCGAAGUAGAGGAAGGCAGCAGGAAGACUCCAGAGUCUCUUCCUUCCUUACACGAGUCGGAGAAUCUCGAGGGUGCGCAAGACGAGAUGAACGACGGAUCGGAAUUGACAUCUGGUGUUGUCGAUGAACACCACACAGCUACCGAGAAUCUUGUCGACACACUUUCACAGAAUAGGGCAUUUCUGGAAGGCAACACAACCACGGAGAAUGUUAGCAACUGGAUCCAUGAACAAGCCCCUAAGAUACACCGUCUAUUUGAAGCGUGCAAGGCCGACCGGGAGCACGGUGACAACGUAUUGGCGCACAUCAAGAAGACUUUCUCGGAGGUGGUUAUGAAGGCGCAGUCAGAGCAUUUGAGGAAGUAUCACGAUGAGAUCAUCAAUGCCAAUGAUGUUCGGACUGCGCUACGGUUCGCUACGCAGGCCUUGCUUGAGCAGGCGCUCGUUCAUAACUACCCUUCGAAGGAGGAUCCCUUGCUCGCAGAUAUCAAGGAUGUGAUCGAGCAGGCCGUGGUAAAAACCGAAGAGAAGACAUCGACCAUUGACACUUUGGCCGAGGCCCAACAAAGUCAACUCGAAGCAGCACCUUAUGAUGCGCAGGCUACGUCAGCCAACACCGAAGAGGCACCAAUGCAAGAGAAUGAAGCUCUGAGCGAGGAGGUUGCACUCGAAGCAGCACUUGCCGAUGCCGCUUCAGCUGAUUGCCCCCACAUCUAUGAUGUAGGCGAUGAAUCGCCCAAGUCUAUAUCAUCGGAGUGGCAUGAGGUAGAAUCUCCUUUGACUGAUGCCCACGACUCUUUUGGCAAACAACCUGACAAGUCUGACAUCUCGUCCGACUGGGACGAGCUGGACACAAAUGAGUCGGAGGGCUGGAAGGGUGCCGUGUUUGACCAGUAG